Messenger RNA from Cavenderia fasciculata, 228 nucleotides. RefSeq lists its product as uncharacterized. The record is from RefSeq and is a predicted model, not a curated record. The transcript is spliced from 4 exons. Bases 1 to 228 code for a protein of 75 amino acids. Lineage: Eukaryota; Evosea; Eumycetozoa; Acytosteliales; Cavenderiaceae.
AUGGAAGGAUCCUCUAGCUAUAUCAAGAAGAACAGCGAUGCACCUUGUCAGAGUCAGAGGGGGGGUUGCAAAGAGAGAGGUCUUUGGUUAGUGGAUUUUGAUGUUAGUGUUUCCAAUCCAAUCAACCAAAUUAUGAAUGACUAUGAACUAAUAUUGUACUUUAAAUAUAAUAAUAAUAAUGUUAAGAUUGGGUUGGUUCAAGAGUCAAAAGCAAUAAAGAAUGAAUGA